CCGGGGGGGGCCAUGGAGUUCCCCUUCGAGCUCGGGCCGGUGCUCGGGGAGCGAUUCUUCGUCGUGGAUCAAAACCUACGGCCCGCGGGGCGCGGGGGGGGCGGACACAGGGGGGACCUGGAGCAGCAGCUGCGGACGGUGAUCGAUGAGCUGGGCAAGGCCUCGGCCAAGGCCCAGGGCCUCCCCACGCCCGUGACCAGCGCGGCCCGAAUGGAGAGCAACAGACAUGUCCUGUACAUCCUGAGAGACCCCCGGACCCCCAAAGGUGCCGUCAUCGGGUUCCUCAAGGUGGGCUACAAGAAACUUUUCCUGAUGGACCGGGCCGGCAGCCACGUGGAGGUGGAGCCUCUCUGUGUCCUGGAUUUUUACGUGCACGAGUCCCUGCAGAGACACGGCCACGGCAGGGAGCUCUUCCAGCACAUGCUGCAGAGCGGCGGGUGCCCCGAGCGCUUGGCCGUGGAUCGACCCUCGGAGAAGCUCCUGGGAUUCCUCCGGAAGCACUACGGGCUCUGCCAGCCCAUCCCCAGGUCAGGGGAAUUUGGGGGGGCAAACAAUUCCGUCAUCUUGAGGUUUUUCUCCAACCGAACGGCCCCCAUCGGGCGCGGCCCUCCCCGGCGGCCGCAGGAGGAGCCCAUCAAGCCCUACUCCAGCUCCGACCGCGACUUCCUGCGUGAGGAGGCGGAGCCUCCGUGGCCCUUCAACCUGUCCCUGGCCCGCGGGGGGGUCUCGGGGUCCCGGUCCGGGGGAGCCUCCGGCCCUUCCUGCUGCGCCGGGACCCCCGAGCGC
This is a messenger RNA of Myiozetetes cayanensis, 786 nucleotides long. It is a transcript of the gene ATAT1, whose product is annotated as alpha tubulin acetyltransferase 1. The transcript is spliced from 9 exons. The annotation marks the transcript as partial. Gene Ontology annotation, biological process: alpha-tubulin acetylation. Gene Ontology annotation, molecular function: tubulin N-acetyltransferase activity. Lineage: Eukaryota; Metazoa; Chordata; Aves; Passeriformes; Tyrannidae. Gene Ontology annotation, cellular component: microtubule. The record is from RefSeq and is a predicted model, not a curated record.